GAGUUGGGAUGGGAACGAUAUCCGCAACAUCGACCUGACGAGGUGUCAGGUUCCUGCAUGCAAAAGGGAAGCAGCUGGUUUUUCAGGGUUCAAGGGCCCAUCAACACAGCCAUCCAGGCUAAUGAUCUGUGGCCGUUACCCGAGGCGAUAGCCAAGGCCGUUAAGCUGGAGCAGCGUCGUCAAAGUAGAGUAGUAGCGAGCUUUCAGGUGAUUGAGGUGCAUGCACCGGGUGACGCGACUGUUCAGUUGGCCUUUCAAGAAACAUCGCCGUGGUAUCGGGUGUCCAUAGUCGGGCCCCACAACGUCCGAGUCCUUGUCCGCAAGAACUUCCCAGCAGAAUCCCAGUCCACGAUUUUGUUCGUGCCGGUCAGUUCUACCUUGAGAUCACUGGCAACGGCCAUGACUGCAGCGUUGCAUCCACACCUCCCGAAUGCCUUGACCAUUACUCAGGUUUAUGCUCUGCCGAGGGGUGCCGAUCCUUUGUCAUCCACCAGUGUUUGGAGUGGAUUUCCCGCCCUGCAAUCCAUGGCACAGUGGACGCAAUGCGGACUGUUGACAUAUGCCCGGACUCUCUCACAGAACCACUACAUAGUUCUGACCCUAAAGAAGUGCGCGAGUGGAAGCCCACUUCUUCCUCAAAGUAUCGACGCAGUUGCGAGGAACAGCAAGGACUGGACUCGACUUUCCUACGAGGAGUUUGAACUCACAAGCUAUUUGCGGUCCUUCCUGCUGAUCAUCGGCGCACGUGUGGGAUCCUUUGAUCAGCUGUACGGACAGCGAUUGGCGCCCUAUAUGUCCGCAGUUUCGCGGGAUGAAUGGGAUCUGAACUACUCCCACAUCCAGACAUGGCUCAAGACGGCGGGCUUGGCAUACAAGAUUCACACAGGCUCCUCAAGUGGACCGAAGAUCAUUGACGCUGCGCGUCCACGCUUCGUGGAAUCUGUCCUGCCUGGACCAGGCUAUUCCCGCGAGCUCACGGAGAGCCAAGGCGCAAGUUCCUCCUCAACCUUUUCCUCAACCUUUUCAGCCAUCGAAUUUGGCAUGCAUUUUCAAAUCUGA
This is a messenger RNA of Cladocopium goreaui, 1059 nucleotides long. NCBI's taxonomy places the organism in Eukaryota, Dinophyceae, Suessiales, Symbiodiniaceae. The record is from the annotation of a GenBank genome assembly.